CAGUUUGUCCGUUAUUAUUUCUUUCACAAGUUUGGUUUUGGUUAGAUUCGAAUAAAACGAUUCGAAGAAGUAAUUGUAAGCAGAGUGUAAUUGAAAUUACUUCGAUUGUCGACCAUCUAAGAACGCGCGCGAACAUAAGAAGUCCGAUUUUGGUCAGGUAAUUUAUAUGUAUUAUUGCGGGUUGCGGCUAUUUAGAAGCUAGUGAUAAUUUCACUUUUACGAUCGAGUUAUUUGUCGAGGAAAAAUUGUCUGAAUCCUAAAUUGAAUUGAUCGUGUUCGAGGGUCGAUUUGUUAUUCAAGGACCAAAGGUUAAUAUUGUUGUUCUUCAAGCUCCUGUGUGAAGUAUGUCGAAUAAUACCAGAAAUGCGGAAAGUAAAGGAUCCAGCAGUCAUUCAAAAAUCAUUAAAAAAACUUGUUCUUACAAAUGGACAAUCCCCUCAUAUCGCAUGGGCCAAAGCUAUGAAUCUCCGGCUUUCGCGGCUGCUGACGAUGAUUUCAAAUGGUGUUUGAAACUUUUUAGCCGUUACAGGAAAUGCGACGAUAAGAUUGUAAUUGGUUUAAGUCCUAAUCGCGACAGAGAUUCAGAAACGUGUCGGUGUAGCCCUGUGUCUGGAAACAUGAAGAUCACUUUGGAGAAUAAUGACAGCGAGUGGCACUGUCACGGCGAAGCUUCAUUCCAGCUCAACUUGAAUAAAACGGACCCAUAUUUUGAACUGGAUAUUUGCAAUGCGAAUGACCUGGAAAUGUUUGCACUGGGACGCUCAAAUAGGAUAUUUGUUUGGUGCCAUGUAGAAUACGAGUUAAUGAAAAAACCCAAGCUGAUCGGGUCGAGCCUUUCACGUGACCUAGAUCGGAUUCGCACGGAUGAAGAUUUCAUCGAUGUGACCAUCUCAGUUGAUGGUAAAAAUUAUCCGGCCCAUAAACUGAUUUUAGCUGCUCGCAGUUCGGUUUUCAAAGCCAUGUUUAGAAACGAUAUGCUAGAAAGCCAGAAAAAUAACGUUAUAAUCGACGAUAUCAAGCAAGAAACAUUCGAAGAAAUGCUACGCUACAUUUACACUGGCGAGAUGCGAAAUUUGGACGAAUGGGCCUUCGAAUUACUCCCCGCUGCGGAUAAAUACGACCUGAAAGAACUAAAAAACGCGUGUGAAGGAAUUUUACUCUCAAAAUUAUCAGCAGACAGUGUAGGCAAGAUCUUAGUACUAGCUGAUAUUCAUAAUGCUGAAGAAUUGAAGGCGAAUGCUCUACGAUUCAUCAAAGCGACGUAUUCCAAUUGCGGGGAUUAUGAAAAUACAGAGAUAUGGAAAAUAUUGACCGAAUCUCGUCCUAGUUUGAUGAAAGAUAUGCUAGCUGUAGUUUUUGAAAAGUAAUUGUUGUUGAGGAGUGAAGGAUACUCAUUGACUGUAAUUUCCACUUUGAAGACUGUAUUAUUGUGGCAAGUCAAAUGAAACCUGGCAUUUCGUUAUUCGUUGUAACCUUUUUUGUUUACAUUUUGUAGUGGUAAGAUUUUUUUUGAUAGAAGAAUUAUGUUCUAAUGUGUAAUGAUCAAUUAUUGUUUCGUUUUCAAUUUAUGAAAAAAAUGCUCAAUGUUAUUUUUCAUAGGUAAGUAAAAAAAAAAUCCAAGAAGUGUUGAAUUUUUUUCCAAAAAGCAUCCUGAAGUCUCGCUUUUUUGUUUAAAAAAUAAAGAAAGUCACGCUUUUUUGGAAAAAACGCGAAUUGGCGAAUGUCAUGUUUUUGCCAAUAACUGCCGAAUGGUCUGCUGUUUUUUCGUUUGAAUCGUCAAAGCUUA
Planococcus citri (citrus mealybug) is the source of this 1786-nucleotide messenger RNA. RefSeq names its product speckle-type POZ protein-like. Gene Ontology annotation, molecular function: ubiquitin protein ligase binding. Gene Ontology annotation, cellular component: cytoplasm. The coding region runs from base 345 to 1367 and encodes 340 amino acids. Gene Ontology annotation, biological process: proteasome-mediated ubiquitin-dependent protein catabolic process; regulation of proteolysis. NCBI's taxonomy places the organism in Eukaryota, Metazoa, Arthropoda, Insecta, Hemiptera, Pseudococcidae. The transcript has 3 exons. The record is from RefSeq and is a predicted model, not a curated record.